Molecule: messenger RNA, 1185 nt
Organism: Malassezia restricta
Lineage: Eukaryota; Fungi; Basidiomycota; Malasseziomycetes; Malasseziales; Malasseziaceae
Product: transcription initiation factor TFIIB
Exons: 1
Coding region: 1-1185 (394 amino acids)
Biological process (GO): transcription initiation at RNA polymerase II promoter; transcription preinitiation complex assembly
Cellular component (GO): nucleus; transcription preinitiation complex
Molecular function (GO): TBP-class protein binding; RNA polymerase II general transcription initiation factor activity
Source: RefSeq, a predicted model, not a curated record
AUGUCGAUGGAGGCAGAGCGGUCGCAUGCAGCACCGCCAUCCCUGUCGGAUGCAUUUGCUAUUACACCGAGAUUUGCUGCUGAGCGUGCAGCUGCAGUUCAGAACGCGACGGGUCAGGCGCCCACGGCGCCUGCGAAAAAAGAGACGUUCCUACCUGACUUGAACGUGCACCUCAUAUGCAAGGAUUGCAAGACGGUACCACCCAACAUCGCAGAGGAGUUUACCAAUGGUGAUUUGGUAUGCGCAGACUGUGGUCUUGUGUUAGGUGAUCGCAUCGUCGACACACGCAGCGAAUGGCGUACAUUUGCCAAUGAAGAUGGUGACGAUCCGUCGCGUGUGGGUAGUGUAUCGAACCCCAUUCUGGACGGUAUUACAGAGCAGCUUGAGAGUCGCAUAGCCGCACGCGAUGGUGGAACGGGUGCGUCGCGCGAACUGCUCAAGACUAUGUCUAGAGCCUCUGCACCUAGAGAUCGCUCCUUGCUGGACGCGUUUGAUUCGAUCCAAAACAAGUGUGACAGUAUUCACUUGCCGCGCACGGUUUGUGACACGGCUAAGCAGGCCUACCGCCGUGUAGAACAGGAGAAGUUGCUGCGUGGCAAACAAACCGAUGCCAUUAUUGCGGCUGCCAUCUAUGUUGCUUGCCGUGUGAAUCGUGUACCGCGCACCUUCCCCGAGGUCUGUGCACUUACUUCGGCACGCAAGCAGCAGGUCGCACGCUGUUUUCGCGAGAUGAAGGAGGCAUUUGGCCUGAACGCCACAGGCACAGGAUCUAUUGAUGGUGCCGACACGUCGGCCGACGUGGCCGUCGCUAGUGCUGGCACUGGCGGUGCGGCUCCGCUAGGUCUUGCUGUGGGUGCGACCGAUCUUGUCGCACGAUACUGCAACCACCUUGGUCUGGACAUGUCGAUUGUCCGCGUGACAGAGGCGAUCACUAUGAAAAUUCAGGAGCAUGGCUGUCUGGCUGGACGGUCGCCUAUUACGAUUGCCGCAGCCACUAUUUAUCUCGUCACACUACUUGUAAAUGAACAAAGGACGGCGCGUCGCAUCUCAGUCGCGGCUGGUGUAUCGGACGUGACUAUCAAACACUCUUACAAGGAGUUGCUCAAGGUACUAGAUCAGGUCCUUACGCCGGAUAUCCUAGCCAAGGAUCGUCGCAUCGACUUGAGCCGCAUUGAGGCGAAAUAA